AAAUUCUUCUCAUUCAACUCUGCACGUUUUUUUGUUGAAUUGUAGAUACGAACUUCGAUUCUGUGUGAUAGUUUGUGCUGUAGGGAGACCCGAUGGUGGUUUUCCUUUGAGCUUAUUUGCCUGCCUCGGAAGGUCGACCAACACCAGCUUGGUUGAGUCCGAAGCAGCAUGUGUCUAAUCCUAGUUUGUGAGGGCCGCAUUGAAAGGGAUUUACGCAUUGAGUGGAGUGAUGUGGAGAUAGUACAGAACUUUCAAGUUUGAAGUUAAUUGGGUUAUCCGACACCAAGUUCUGUGGUGGAUUCAAUAGGCCUGACCUUCUUCCUUCAUGUUUCCAGGUUUUGCCAAUGUAGUACAGUUUGAAUUCCGCUGAACCCCGGUUGAUGCAUUGAAGUGAGUCUACCCUGAUUUGUGAGAAAGAAGUCUACGUAUGUGUAUUUGUGCAUCUAUCCUUUUCAGACACAUUGUCAAUGUCGUCUCUUACUUGGUCAUUAGGUCGUGUCACCCUAGUUUUCCACUGCGCAAUUCCCUCCUCAAGGCAUUCCAGGUCUUCUUCGCAACAGCUUUCCUGCCGAAGGUUGAGCUGCAAUUGCGCCUUGCCUAGACUUUCUACUUCUGCUACACCCAAAACCCUACAAUCAACCAUUGAGAGUCUCCACAGCGGUCCUGAACUCCAAAGCAAAAUCAUAGUCAGUUCUUCAGGACCCGAACAUUCUUCUGUUCAACCAGACCAGAAACCUCCCCCCUUCCAUGACUACCAUAGAAGCGUAUUGCAAAGUGUGCUAUCUUUGGUUGUGGCAUUGACAAUGACGAUCGGCAUUCAAGGGGCUCCGUCCUCCCGAGACACUUUUGAAGAUGUCCCACAAACCCUUUCUGGAGGAGACAAGGGGCAAAGAAUUCAGAAACCGAAGUCGGCUAAGGCGGAAUCGUGUACGAGGAAAUGUGUAUCUACAUGUAUUAGAGGAGGAGCUGGGGCACCAGGCGAGGGUCCUCUUAACGUUCGAAGGCCACUAGUGGUGUUCAAGGAAGGCUUUCGAAGCCGACAGUACUGCCUUAUCGAGUGCAGUGAAAUCUGCAACUUAAUCGGCGAUGGUGACGAUGGACCAUGACUUGGAUUGGUGCCACUAUGGUUGACUUGUAGAAGUACCUAGCAGGCCCGUGCUCAACUGCACUUCAUUUAUUGAAAUAAAAAGGAAAUGUCUGUUUCAAGUUUCAGUAUCUCCUAGGUGCAAUGCCUAAGGCUGUUCUUGCAGUUUGCAAUACAGUCCAGGAAUGCUUUAAUUUAUUGAGGUACCGACUUUACAGAAAAUGCAGCGUAACAUCUUUCGUCUUGCAUUUCGGAGAAGUACCCUGUAUUUAGAAAGUAGUUUCCUUUUCAACUAUCAAUAUGAUGUGAAUCUCAACAUCAUACGC
Molecule: messenger RNA, 1410 nt
Organism: Physcomitrium patens
Lineage: Eukaryota; Viridiplantae; Streptophyta; Bryopsida; Funariales; Funariaceae
Source: RefSeq, a predicted model, not a curated record